CAGUUUCCGCGGGAUCAGGGCUGUGGAGCGGCUGGAGCGGGCAGUGUAGAAGAGACCGCAGGGUGUUUGGGAGAUGAUGUGCCUGUGUGUGUGAAAGAUCACCAAGAGUGAGAGGCCCCGGGGAGACGGACUGGGAGAGACUGGGGUUUGUAUGAGACAGCGAGAAACCUGAGAGUGUUGGGGCGAAUGUGAUGAGACCAGAGAAAGUGAGUGACGCGUGUAUGUGUAUGCCCGGUAUGUGCGGUUUUGUGCGACUGCGUGUGCCUGAGAGUGAAGGAGGCCAGUAUGUAUUAUGUAAGAACCAAUGUGUGUGAGACCAUCAUGUUCGUGUGUGUGUGAGGGGAAGGGGGGCAGACUACCGACAGGGCUGUAUGUGGGUGAGAGACACUGAAGGUUUGCCGGUGCAUCUUCUGUGAGGUUGUGGGCCUGCACGUGUGAGCGAGGCCGGCAUACGGGGCAGUGGGCCACGGGUGUGUGAUAUUUGUGUAUUGCCUCUGCGUUUGUACCCAUGGCCUCUCUGAGACCGUGGUGUAAGCGACUGCAUGUGAUGUCCCUGUCUUUGGGUGCUCGUGAUCGUGCCCUCGAUGUGAUCGGGAAUAUGUGGGUCCUAUGGUAGUGUUUCUGUGUCACCUUGUAUGCCGGCAACUGGCCCUGUGCGGCUGUGGUAUGAAUGGGGAGACCACUUGGACGAUGAUAGCAUUGGCACUUUCUGUGUCCUGUGUUUCGAACAGUGUGUUGCUGAGAUAACAAUCCUGGAGAAUCCCUGCCUCCAGUCCAAGAGUCUCUCUCUACCCUCCUGAGACCCUGCUCUCCAAGAGAGAAGCCAGGAAAAGAAGACGAAAAUGACUGUUGAACUGGUGAAAACCGUACCCCAGGACUUGGUGACAUUUAAGGAUGUAGCAGUAGACUUUUCCCAGGAGGAAUGGGACUGGCUGAACUCUGCUCAGAGAAGUUUAUACAGGAGUAUGAUGUUGGAGAACUAUCAGAGCCUGGUAUCACUUGGACUUUGCAUCUCUAAGCCAUAUGUGAUCACCUUACUGGAGCAAGGGAAGGAGCCUUGGAGGAUGAAGAGUGAUAUGACAAGCCCAUUCUCAGAUUGGGAAUCUAGCUGUGAGACACAAGAAUUAUCUCUGAAGCCAUUCGUAUAUGAUGAUGUGUUAAUGGAGAGAAUUACAAGCUAUGGAUUUGAGCAUUCCACUUUUAGGGAAAACUGGAAAGGUGAAGAUAUUUUUGAGAGGCAGCUGGUAAGCCAAGAGACAUUUAUCAGGCAAGAAACACUCACUCAUAAAGAAACCCUUAUUAAAGUAAUAGACCACAAAUAUAAUAAAUCUGGGAAAUUUGUCCAUCUAGACAAUGCAGGAGAGAAUGUUUAUAAUCACAAGUCUGAUAAAAAAAGCUUUUCUAAAAAUUCCAUGGUAAGAAAACACAAAAGAGUCUGUGGAGGAAAGCAACUUUUUAAAUGUAAUGAAUGUGAGAAAACCUUCACUCAGAGGUCAUCUCUUACUGUUCAUCAGAGAAUUCAUACUGGUGAGAAGCCAUAUGAGUGUAAGGAAUGUGGGAAAGCUUUCAACCAGAGUCAACACCUAGCUCAACAUCACCGAAUUCACACCGGAGAGAAACUCUUUGAAUGUAAAGAAUGUAGGAAAGCCUUCAGCCAGAAUGUACACCUUAUUCAACAUCAAAGAAUUCACACUGGAGAAAAACCAUAUAAAUGUAAGGAAUGUAGAAAAGCCUUCAGCCAGCCUGCACACCUUGCUCAACAUCAGAGAAUUCAUACUGGGGAGAAGCCCUAUGAAUGUAGGGAAUGUGGAAAGGCCUUCAGUGAUGGCUCAUCCUUUGCUCGACAUCAGAGAUGUCAUACUGGCAAGAGACCCUAUGAAUGUAUUGAAUGUGGGAAAGCCUUUAGGCAGAACACAUCUCUUAUUCGUCACUGGAGAUAUUAUCACACUGGAGAGAAACCGUUUGAUUGUGCUGACUGUGGGAAAGCCUUCAGUGAUCACAUAGGCCUUAUUCAACAUAGGAGAAUCCAUACUGGAGAGAAACCCUACAAAUGUGACGUGUGUGGAAAAACAUUCAGCUACGGCUCAUCCCUUAUUGUACAUCAGAGAAUUCACACAGGAGAGAAACCUUAUGAAUGUCAUGUCUGUGGGAAAGCUUUUAGUCAUCAUGCUUCACUCAUCCAACAUCAGAGAGUGCAUUCUGGAGAGAAGCCUUAUGAAUGUAAGGAGUGUGGGAAAGGCUUUAGGCAGAGUAUACACCUUGCUAGUCAUCUGAGAAUUCAUACUGGUGAGAAACCAUAUGAAUGUAAGGAAUGUGGGAAAGCUUUUAGCAUCGGUUCUCAGCUGGCCACUCAUCAGAGAAUUCAUACUGGAGAGAAACCUUACGAAUGCAAGGAAUGUGGUAAAGCUUUCAACCAGAGGGCUCACCUUGCUCAACAUCAUAAAAUCCAUACAGGAGAGAAACCUUAUGAGUGUAAGGAAUGUGGGAAAGCCUUCAGCCAGACUACCCGCCUCAUUCAACAUCAGAGAGUUCAUACUGGAGAGAAACCCUAUAAAUGUACUGAAUGUGGAAAGGCUUUUAGUGAUAGUUCAUCCCGUGCCCAGCAUUGGAGACUUCAUACUGGCCAAAGGCCCUAUGAAUGUGUCGAAUGUGAGAAGGCAUUUAGGACAAAAUCAUCCCUCGUUUGUCAUCAAAGAUGCCAUACUGGGGAGAAACCUUAUGAGUGUAGUGAAUGUGGUAAAGCCUUUAGCCAUCGUCAAUCCCUUACUGUUCACCAGAGAAUUCAUUCCGGGGAAAAACCAACGAGUGUAAGGAAUGUAGAAAAACCUUUAGCCAGAUUGGACACCUUAAUUUACAUAAAAGAACUCAUUCUGGAGAGAGGUCUUAUAAAUGUAAGGAAUGUGGAAGUGUCUUCAGACAAAACGCACACCUUGCUCAUCACCAGAAAAUUCAUGCUACAGAGUCAACUCAGGCAUCCAGCUCUUCCUCACCCCCUAUGUUACCAAGGUCUGCAGAUAUAGCUACUAAAUAUUUUUGGACUUCAUCCCCUUCUUUUAGUUCUCAUUGCCCUAGUCAAAAACACAGUCCAUUUACCUGGACUAUUCCAAUUGUGUAAAAUUUGGUUCCCUUGCAUCCUCUUUAGUUCCCUUCAAGUUCAUUCAUACUGUUGCCACAGUGGUCUUUUAAAGAUAUAAAUGUAAUUAUAUUACUCUUCUCUUAAAACUCUAUUAUGACACUUCAAACUAGUUGAUGUAUAUUAAGUAUUUAGCAUACUGCCUGACUCUUAGUACUUGUUUAAUUUUAGGUCAAUAUUCUUCAGAGUCUGUUUAAGCAUUAUUUUUAAAUAAUAAACUCUGAAAAGCAGUAUAUGAGUGCUCAUAACAAUUUUGGAGCUGAAGUUAUAUCUUAUGGUGGAUGAUGAGGAUUAACAUUAGUAUGAUUAAAGCUUAAUGUUUAACAGACUAA
Messenger RNA from Pteropus alecto (black flying fox), 3465 nucleotides. Its product is annotated as zinc finger protein 471-like. Gene Ontology annotation, biological process: regulation of DNA-templated transcription. The record is from RefSeq and is a predicted model, not a curated record. Lineage: Eukaryota; Metazoa; Chordata; Mammalia; Chiroptera; Pteropodidae.